Molecule: messenger RNA, 765 nt
Organism: Debaryomyces hansenii CBS767
Lineage: Eukaryota; Fungi; Ascomycota; Pichiomycetes; Serinales; Debaryomycetaceae
Product: guanine nucleotide exchange factor
Exons: 1
Coding region: 1-765 (254 amino acids)
Biological process (GO): ribosome biogenesis; cytosolic ribosome assembly
Source: RefSeq, a predicted model, not a curated record
AUGGCCGUUAUCAAUCAGCCAGCGAGUCAAAUCAAGCUCACGAAUGUCUCCUUAGUGAGAAUGAAGAAAGGCAAAAAAAGGUUUGAGAUUGCAUGCUAUCAGAAUAAAGUUCAGGACUGGAGGCUGAAGGUUGAAAAAGAUCUUGAUGAGGUCUUACAAAUUCCGCUGGUGUUCUUGAACGUAUCAAAAGGGCAAGUGGCCAAUAAUUCAGACUUGUUGAAGUACUUCGGUAAGACCGAUAGUAAUGAAAUCAUCUUAGAGAUAUUGGAAAAAGGUGAGAUCCAGUUGAAUGAAAAGGAAAGAUCAGCCAAUUUACAACAGAAGAAUAAUGAGUUUUUAAAUAUAAUAUCAACCAAAUGCAUCAAUCCCAAGUCAAAAAAGAGAUACCCACCAUCUAUGAUUCAGAAGGCCUUGAACGAAAUCAAGUUCCAUUUGAAUCCAAAUAAACCCACCAAGUUACAGGCAUUAGAGGCAAUUAAAUUGCUAAUCGCAGAACAGCUUUUCCCUAUUGCAAGAGCUCAGAUGAAGGUUAAGAUUGUUUUAGAGAAUAAAGCUAAGAAGCAGAUAUUUGAAGAGCAUAUUUCACCUCUUAUUGAUAAGGUCGAGGAAGAAAACCAAGAAACUAAAUUUUACGAGUGCAUCUGUAUCAUUGAUCCGGUAAAUUACAGAACUAUUGUAGACUUGUUACAGGGGGAGAAUGCCAAGGUUAAAAAGGGCGAAGGCUCUAUUGAAGUAUUGGAUAUGGCUGCUAUAAAGGAGGAAUAA